AUGGCUUCGUUGCCUAAGGAGUUCGAGACCUUUGUAGUCAACUACAACAUGCAGCCCGAGACUUGGGACAUUGAAAAGGUCAUCGCAAUGUGCACACAAGAGGAGGAGAGGAUUACGGCCUUACAUGGUGGCUCUCUUAACUAUGUGAAGGAAAAGAAGAAGGGCUUUCUGCCUAACAAAGGUUCCCCCUCCAAGCCACAAGGCAAUGGCAAUGGCAAUGGCAAAGCUCCUGUCCAUUAUCAGCAUAGGCACAUUCCAGUGGACAGGGAAACUGGCGUCCACUGUAAGGAGAAAGGGCACUACAAGAAGGAUUGCCCUGUUUUUCUAAAGACCUUCAUGGCUAAGAGAGGGAACUCCUCAGCUCAGCACCCGGCUCGUGGAAGCAUCGAUCGAUCGAUCUGCAUGAACCCAGCCGCCGGCAUGUUCCCCAUGUUUCCGCCGCCACCGCCGCCGGAGAUGCCUUUCAGCUACCACACGUUCCCCGCGCCCCCGCCGCCGUUCUACUUCCACAAUGCAGCUCCGGUGCCGGUAGUGUGCUCCGUGUGGGCGUCCAACUUCAGGGACGAAUCUCACAACCUCCGCCGCAUGGCCUGGAACGCCAGGUACGUCGCCGUGAACGUGCAGUACCCGGGCCUCGUCCACCACCACGCCGGAAAGGACCACAACGUCCUCACCGUGGAGGAGCGCUACUCCGUCGUCAAGGCCAACGUGGACACCCUCAAGCCGCUCCAGGUGGGCGUCGCCCUCCGCGACGCCGACGGCCGGCACCUCGGCGCGUGGGAGUUCAAUCUCCGUGAUUUCUGCCGGCUGGCCGACCCGUGCGACGGCAACUCCCUCAAGUACCUCGACGACCGCGGUCUCAACGUCGACGAGCUCCGUGUCCGCGGCCUCAGCGCCAAGAUGCUCAGAGAGGCGCUGCUGUGUUCCGGCCUGUUGGACGCUCGGGGUGGGCGAUCGUGGAUCGUCUACGCCGGGGCCUACCACGUUUCUUACCUCCUCAAGCUCCUCACCGGCGGCGCCCCGCUGCCGGAGGACAUGGCGGGGUUCGUCGACGCCGUGCGGAGUUACCUCGGCGACCAGGUCUACGACGUCGCGAGGAUGGCGGCCGACUGCCCGGCCAUGCCGUUGGGGCUGGAGCGCAUCACCGCUCACCUCGGCUUCCAGUCUCCCUUGGGGAGCCCUUGCCUCGCGGCUGCCGCCGGCGUGCACGCGCUGCAGGUCUUCAUGCGGCUCAAGUACGGAGAGUUGGGCGGCGACGUGGAGAGGCACCAAGGCCUGCUUCAAGGCCUGCACUAG
Hordeum vulgare subsp. vulgare (domesticated barley) is the source of this 1296-nucleotide messenger RNA. Its product is annotated as probable CCR4-associated factor 1 homolog 11. NCBI's taxonomy places the organism in Eukaryota, Viridiplantae, Streptophyta, Magnoliopsida, Poales, Poaceae. Gene Ontology annotation, cellular component: P-body; CCR4-NOT complex; CCR4-NOT core complex. Gene Ontology annotation, molecular function: nucleic acid binding; poly(A)-specific ribonuclease activity. The transcript has 2 exons. Bases 1 to 1296 code for a protein of 431 amino acids. The record is from RefSeq and is a predicted model, not a curated record.